This is a messenger RNA of Dalotia coriaria, 2967 nucleotides long. Its product is annotated as tyrosine-protein kinase transmembrane receptor Ror-like. The transcript has 7 exons. The record is from RefSeq and is a predicted model, not a curated record. Gene Ontology annotation, biological process: multicellular organism development; cell surface receptor protein tyrosine kinase signaling pathway; protein phosphorylation. NCBI's taxonomy places the organism in Eukaryota, Metazoa, Arthropoda, Insecta, Coleoptera, Staphylinidae. Gene Ontology annotation, molecular function: neurotrophin receptor activity; ATP binding; transmembrane receptor protein tyrosine kinase activity. Bases 499 to 2079 code for a protein of 526 amino acids. Gene Ontology annotation, cellular component: axon; signaling receptor complex; plasma membrane.
UCGCGUACGAAUCGCACGCGGUAGAAGGCAGCAGCAGCACCCGCUCGAAGCUCACGAAAUUCGAGCAUGUGAAGCGCGUGAAGCACGUGAUAAGCAAUGUUCGAAUUUUGUUCUCGUGUUCUUCUCCCACCAAACAGCGAUAAUUAAUUGGCGGUUUGUUUGCUGGAUGCUUCGCAAUCCAAAGAGAGCGUAUUAUCGUGUAACGAAUGGAUUAUCAGUGAAUUGAUUGGUAUGGUCCAGCUACCACCGAGUACCGAGUUACGGCCGUUUAUAACAAACAAGUGGCGACGCAACAUUACUGGACUUUAAACUUUAACACGAACUGAAAACAGUGAACAAACGCGUUAAAUAUUUUUUAUUCCGUUGAUAUUGUUUUAAUAAGAAACGGAUUUAAUAAUGAGUGUACUAACUAUGUUAUUACAAACACAGUUUGUAAUUUCCAAGAAUUAUAUGGGAUUGAGGAUCUAACCUUGUGCAAACCAAAAAUUAUGGACUAAAAUGAAUCGACAAGAGGAAGUCAAUAUGGGGGAGCGCGUUCACAACGUGCAAAUCGGCAAGUGCGAGAAAGGAAUAUGCGGUGAGGAAGCGGCAUGUCAGCAGCAUCCAAAUGAGACAUUUGUAUGCCUCUGCCCCCACGACAUGCAGCCGCCAACGACUGACGGCAGAUGCCCAACGCGAAAAACAGUGCCAUUGGACCCCCGAAAAAUAGAAAACAUUCUCCCACCACAAAACAACGAUACAAAGCUAAAAGAUAGAAAUCAACGCACCAAUCUAUUUAUUACCACGAUGCCGCCAACCCGAGCGGCUACAUCCAAUCACAAUCCGGUGGCAAUACAAAAUGUUACCAUAUUGUAUACUGUUGUGGCCGGCACGCUUCUUAUUGUCAGCUCCAUUGUCUGCUUGAUUCUGCUACGAUGUUGGUAUCACAAGAAGAGGAACACAAACUUAAUGUCGCCAUCACCUAUUCAACUAAAACGGAAUCUGCUCCUGCCGGAUCGCUACGCGCCGAAUCCGCAAUAUGCUGUGUGUACAAGCAAUAGCGUCCAGAUUCUGAGGAAGGAACAGAUCGGAUUCAUUGCUGAGAUUGGCGAAGGUUGCUUUGGAAAAGUUUUCAAAGGCGAGUUGCGAUAUGACCACAGCGAAUUUGAUGUAAUCGUCGCCGUAAAAGUAUUGAAGGAAUCGGCGAGUCGCGAAGCAGAAGAAGACUUUCUUCGCGAAGUGGACAUCAUGAGCGCUUUUCGACACGAAAAUAUUUUAACACUAGUGGGUGUUGUACUCAGAGACACGAACGUGACGCCGAUGAUGGUAUUUGAGUACAUGCCACACGGGGACCUAGCUGAACUGCUUCGUAAUCAGAAUAAUCGCUUCGACGACCAAAAGAAGGUGCCGACGUUAUCUCGUCACGACCUGAUGUCUAUUGCGCUCCAGAUUGCCAACGGAAUGAUGUAUUUGGCGUCACAGCGUUUUGUUCAUCGUGAUUUAGCUUGCCGAAAUUGUCUCGUCGCUAGUGGACCAAUGGUAAAAAUUGCAGAUUUCGGUAUGAGUCGCGACGUCUACACGUGUGAUUAUUAUAAGAUUGGUGGGUCACGUCUUUUACCCGUGCGCUGGAUGUCGCCUGAGAGUGUCAUCUAUGGUCGCUUUACACUAGAAUCAGACACUUGGUCCUUUGGUGUCGUUCUAUGGGAAAUCUACACGUACGGUAAGCAGCCAUAUUAUGGACACACCAACGACGAGGUGGUGAAACUUAUCCUACAGGGUAUUAUGCUAAUACCACCCGAUGAUUGCCCAUCUGUGAUUCGGGAUCUAAUGCGCAACUGCUGGAAAACGGAGCCGCGGGACCGUAUUAAAUUUACAGGCAUUUGCGAAGUGCUGAAUGCAGCGCAUGAGGAAAUGCUUGGAGCGGUGUUGGUUGAACGUCCCAAUUCGAUGCGGACAAUGUCGUUACCCCGACCGCCACCACUGCCAAACCUCCAACGCCCUGUCAUGUCACCAAUGGAGGACCUAGUUGAUCCGGAUGGAUACCUGCUACCGAAAGAUAUCAAAGAAUCUGUUCAGUAUUUGGAGGCGCUGCCGGCUUAACAGGACCAAGAACAAAGAAGGGUAAAUUGAUAACUAAACUACAAAAAUUAAUAUGUUACCGUGCUACUCCUGUUGUAAACCUGUCUCGGAAGACUCCCAAACCAAAGAUUUUUCGAUUACCACUGACAUUUAUGAGUACUUAACAUACAGAAACCAAAAUGAGAUUAAAAAAGUAUUUAAGUGUCUUCAAAUGUUUUCAUAAUCGCUAAUGUAUCACGUAAAAACUUGGCAAACGAGAUAUACGUUGUUGAAAAUUUACAAAAUUUUAAAAGGUUUAUAAAAUAUAUAGUAUAUAUACGGUAUAUUUACAUAUUAUAAAAAAAAAACAAGAUCACAUUUCCACGAAUUAGACCAAUGGAUCAGCAAGUACGAAAUCAAUAUUUCGAAGAAUAAUAACAAAAACAACGAUAUACGCGUACAAAUCCUAGGUAAUGAUAUUUACAAUAAUAAUCCAAUCCGACCAUCAUUGUGAUAAAUGUUAUCUCAUGGAAUCAGAAGAACCACUAAAAGUAAGUUCUAUUUAAUGUACAUUUGCAAUCAUGAAUCGUUAAUGUGAUUCGACGUACCUUUCUAGAUCACGCAUUAUCCCCGUAGCUCUCAUAAGUCUUCUUAUUUAAUUGGCAUUAAAUCGACCCUAACGAUUUAUUACAAUAAUUACUAAAUAUAUUGAGAGGAUCGACAUUACGUUGCCCAUCCAGAUAAUGAUAUCGACUGAUUAUUUAUUCGUUAUAAAAAAAGCGAUAAUGCAAAUAUGUAUUAGGUUUAUGGAAUGAAAAAUGUGGCAAACAAAUAAUGUGAUGUAUGACAUUAAUAAGCAAUGUAAAUGUACAUCUUUGUGUAAAAAGGUAAUUUUGUGAUUCAAAAUAAACCUACUGCUCGAUUCACAAA